Molecule: messenger RNA, 723 nt
Organism: Penicillium taxi
Lineage: Eukaryota; Fungi; Ascomycota; Eurotiomycetes; Eurotiales; Aspergillaceae
Product: CFEM domain-containing protein
Exons: 3
Coding region: 1-723 (240 amino acids)
Source: RefSeq, a predicted model, not a curated record
AUGAAGUUCUUCUCCACUAUUGUUUUGGCCAUACUGGCUGCCUCCCAGGCCAGUGCAGCUGUUUCCGUCUCAUCCUGUGCUCAAACUUGCCUCAGCAGCAUGAAUGAUAAGGCCUCUGAGCUCGGUUGCGAUUCUGGUGAUUUGAGCUGCCUUUGCUCUAAGGCUGACUAUGCCAACGGUAUCCGUGACUGCACCAAGGAGGCUUGCCCCGAUGAUGACUCUGCCAGUGUCCUCUCUACCGCUUUGGCUAGUUGCCCCAGCACCACCACCACCACUGGUUCCUCUACCGGGUCCUCAACUAGCUCCUCGACUAGCUCCUCGACUGACUCCGGUGGUGAGUCUACGACUGUUUUCACCGAAACUACCACUUCCGGAACAGAGGUUGAGACUAGCACUGUCACUUCCACUUUCGGAGUUGGUACUAGUGCCUCUGGCAAUGAGUCCAUGACGACUUUCACGCAAACUAGCACUGGCAGCGUUUCGACUGGCACUUCACUUUCCAGCGGUGAAACCACCCUGAUCACAAGCACAACCACCAGCUCUGGUGAUUCCACUACGCUGACUCAGACCAGCACGUCCACUUCAACCGGCGGAUCUGACUCCGGUAGCUCUGCUACCACGUCUGGCUCUUCCUCGACUUCGACUGGAGCCGCACACCCCAUGGCCACUGUCGGCAGUGGUGCCAUGGGAGCCCUCGGCCUGGCUGCUCUGCUUGUGCUGUAA